Brachypodium distachyon (stiff brome) is the source of this 1515-nucleotide messenger RNA. RefSeq lists its product as uncharacterized. The transcript has a single exon. Lineage: Eukaryota; Viridiplantae; Streptophyta; Magnoliopsida; Poales; Poaceae. The record is from RefSeq and is a predicted model, not a curated record. Gene Ontology annotation, molecular function: double-stranded DNA binding. Bases 125 to 1297 code for a protein of 390 amino acids. Gene Ontology annotation, cellular component: chloroplast. Gene Ontology annotation, biological process: regulation of DNA-templated transcription; chloroplast organization.
CCCAGUUGAACUAGUGUGGAAUUUUGGAACCCCUGCGUGCUUCUGCUUCCACCGGCGGAGCGAGCACCGACCUCGCCCCACCGAUCCCUCCGCCGCCACCUCUCCCCCAUCCUCCAUCUCCCAAAUGCUUCUUCGCCGCUGUCACCUCCUCGUCGGUGGCGGCAGGCCCCCCAAAUCCCUUGCCUCGUGCGGCUCUCCCCCUCUAGCGCAUUUCCUCAAACACCUUCUAGGCAGCCCCGUCGCCCUCUCCCAAGCCACGGCAGACCCCUGCUCCCUUACGCUCCACUUCCUCCGCAAUUCCUGCGGCCUCUCGGAGCCCGCCGCGACCGCCACGGCCGCGCGCGUCCGCCUGCGAUCUACCAAGAACGCGCACGCGGUCCUCUCCCUCUUCCGCGACCUCGGCCUCGCGGGCGCCGACCUCGCCCGCGUCGUGGCGGCCGCCCCCGACGUGCUCACCUACCGCGCAGACGUCACGCUCGCGCCCAAGCUCGAGUUCUUCAGACGCGACAUCGGCCUCACCGACGCCGACAUCCGCCGCAUCAUCCUCAUCAGCCCAUACCGCGUCCUCUCCUACAGCCUCGCGCGCCGCCUCCGCCCCAACUACCUCCUCCUCAAGGACCUCCUCGGUACCGACAAGAACGUGCUAGCCGCCGUCAAGCAGGCCACUGCACUCAUCCACGACGACGUCCGCUCCGAGCUUCUCCCCAAGGUCAAGAUCCUCCGCGACCAUGGGGCACCGGACGCUGUCAUCGUCAAGCUGCUCACCACGCACCCCAGGGCGCUCAUACACAGGAACUCCCACUUUGCUGAGACAUUGGUCGCCAUGAAUGAGCUCGGUGUCAGCCUGUCGUCCGGUAUGUUCCCUUACGCCUUUGGGCUGUUUGCCAGAAUGCAUCCAUCCGGCUGGAAGCGCAGGAUGGACAACUACCUAAGCUUGGGGUGGACCGAGGAGCAGGUGAAGCAGGCCUUCGUCAGGCACCCUUACUGCAUGUCUGUGUCGGUUGACAAAUUGAGACGUAUCUGGCAUUUAUUCGCCAACAAGCUUGGCUGGAGCCCAGAGUAUGUUUCAGGUAGCCCGAUGAUUCUCUCGCUCAGCUAUGAGAAGCGGCUCGUACCACGGUGCGAGGUACUAGACAUAUUGGUGUCGAAGGGUGUCAUCAGGCGCAUCCGGAUGAGCCAUCUGAUGCUGGGGGAGAAGAAGUUCAUGGAGAAGUAUGUCAGUAAUUACCAAGAAGCAAUUCCUCAAGUACUGGAAGCUUAUGGAGCCGGGAUAACCAGUGCUGUGACAGUGAAGUAGCUGGAAAAUUCUGUGCUGCGCUCUACCUACACAAAGGCAUUGUCUUUCCUUCGCCUCAGUUUUUUUUUUCUUUUUUUUUGCAGUUGAUGCAUUGUUUCCUUUCUGAAACCAAGCCAUGCAAUGCAAUGCACCUGGGUCAGAUAAUAGUGCUGUAACUUUUAUCCUGGUUGUUAUGCUUAUCCUCUUUUAUUUGUAACAUUUGACGUUUGAAGUGGAAA